GACUCCGUUUCCAGUGAGAGUACGCAGCUAUGAAAGAUAUUGCGCGGGCUCGAUAUCUCAAUUGUGACGACAGCAGUUAUUCGUUGUGUUUCCUGGUCCUUUCAAGACUUUGUCACUAGUAAUCCCUCAGGUCAUCCCAGGAUCGUGCAUGUGCUCUCUACAUUAGAGCCAAUCGAAUGAUGGCUGAGACCAAUAUCAUCGUUAUUGGGGCCGGAGUCCUCGGCCUCACGAGCACCCUGGUUCUAUCCAAGCAUGCAAACUUCAAGAUCACCGUCGUGGCAAAGCACAUGCCCGGCGACUAUGAUAUUGAGUACGCAUCACCUUGGGCUGGUGCCAAUUAUCUCCCAGUAGGCGAGCCUGGGACAGAGUUAUGCCGCUACGAGCGUGAUACUUGGGCUGAACUAGACCGGCUGGUCAAGAACGUGCCGGAGGCUGGGAUUCACCAUCAGCCCACGGUGUUGUAUAAGCGUGCAAAAGAUGCGAGCUCCGUAAUGUCGCAGAAAGACCCUUGGUUCAAGAAUACAGUAGCUGACUUCCGCAUCAUCCCCUCUUCCGAGUGUCCUGCCGGUUGCGAGUACGGCACCGCCUUCACCUCCGUCUGCAUCAACACCGCCAUCUACCUCCCCUGGCUCCUCGGCCAAUGCGUCAAGAACGGCGUCGUCUUCAAGCGCAGCAUCCUCUCCCACAUCAGUGACGCCGCCGCCCUACAUCACUCCGGAACCCCCGCUUCCAUCACCAUCAACUGCACCGGGCUCUCUGCCGGUAAGCUAGGUGGCGUCAUGGACCCCACCGUCUUCCCAGGCCGUGGGCAGAUCGUGCUCGUCCGCAACGAGCCCGGCGUCAUGGGAGGCCUUUCCGGCACCGACGAUGCCGCCGAUGAGAUCACGUACGUCAUGCAGCGUGCGGUUGGCGGCGGGACGAUCCUGGGCGGCUGUCUUCAGAAGGAUGUGUGGGAAUCCCAGCCAGAUCCGAACCUCGCGGUGCGGAUUAUGAAGCGCUGUGUGGAGUUCUACCCCGAACUUACGAAUGGUAAGGGUAUUGAAGCGCUCAGUGUGAUCCGCCAUGGUGUAGGGCUGCGGCCGAUGCGAAGGGACGGCCUGCGCGUCGAAAAGGAGAAGAUAGAGGGGAACUGGGUUGUUCACUGCUACGGGCACGCUGGGCAGGGCUAUCAAAGCAGUUAUGGCAGUGUGGCGGAGGUGGAAAGGUUGGUGGAGAGCAUUGUGGGAGAAAGGGCGAGAUUGUAAGUGUGUUAGGGCCAUAGCGCUAGAUCAUCGGUAUGUGUCGUCUUCCUGUCUUUUUUCGGAGUGUUAGAUGAACGCGUUCGUGGAGCUUGUGGUCAUCAGUGCCGCGGUGCUCACCGCACUACACCAGACAGCCAACGUAUUUCCGCUUAAAUAUGAAGCUACAGUCCCAGAAUCCUUCCAUCUCCCGCUACACAAAAGAGAAAGAACCCCUCAAAAUUCCAAAGCUCAUUGCUCAAAGAGCGAGAAUAAAUAUUUUUCAGCUUCUCUAGCGGUGUUUGACGUAACCUGAUCGACUAUUCAACGUGGAUACGGUACAGGCCUACUUAAUCCAAAGUAGCCACAUCAACGCCGCAGAUAGUUUUAAGAUCUUAGAAUCGCCUUUGCUCGUCCGGAUCUCCCAUAGCGCAUUCAAUACAGUUUCCCUAUUUC
Molecule: messenger RNA, 1673 nt
Organism: Mytilinidion resinicola
Lineage: Eukaryota; Fungi; Ascomycota; Dothideomycetes; Mytilinidiales; Mytilinidiaceae
Product: FAD dependent oxidoreductase
Exons: 4
Coding region: 180-1244 (354 amino acids)
Molecular function (GO): D-amino-acid oxidase activity; FAD binding
Source: RefSeq, a predicted model, not a curated record